CAAUCACAGCGGGAGGGGGCGUGGUCUAAGCGCUACACACUGCAGCCUGUAGUUAGCGUUAGCACAGUUAGCAUGGAGACGGCUCGCGCGGUGUUUGUGGUUCUGGCUCUCACAUGGACGGCUGUUUCAGCGCAGACCAGUUGUGUUAUGAAGUCGAACAGUAGCUGUGCGGAGUGUGUGUCCAACAUCACAUGUUUAUGGUGCAGCAGGACUCAGCAGUGUUUGGAUUACCCGGUGCAGACUCUCCUCCCUCCACACAGUCUGUGUCCCCUUAAUGAUGCACGCUGGGGCAACUGCUGGGUGAACUUCCAGGCUCUGAUCAUUACGGUGUGUGUGAUUGGGGGUGUGAUCAUCAUCUCUGUGCUCAUCUGCUGCUUCUGCUGCUGCAAGUGUGAGAACAUCGGAUCUAAGCGUACAGACGAGCGUGUGGAGAGAGAGGCUGAGAUCAGACGAGUCCGACACGAGGAGAGGAAAGCAGAAAUGAGAUCGAGACACGAUGAGAUCAGGAGGAAAUACGGUCUGAUGAAGGAGAACCCAUACUCCAGAUUUGAGAACAACUAACACACACACCCACGCUCAUGCACACACACACUCACACACACUCACACACACACACACGCACACACCCAUGCUCACGCACACACCCAUGCUCAUGCACACACACUCACACACACUCACACACACUCACACACACUCACGCACACACACCCACGCUCACGCACACACACACACACUCCUUUACUACUGGCGUGCUGAUCUGCUGCUGCUGAAGCAGUGAGAACUUUCUCUUAUAUGACUUUAUUAUUAUUGUUGUUAUUAUUGUUAUUAUUAUAAUUUUUUUUAUUAUUAAAGAUUUUUAUUAUCUCACACUAAGUGCCAACAAACAGAGGAGCCAUUUUAAGGACAAUCUGUACAGUAAAGCUUUUUGUAAAGAAGGAAAGUUAAAUGUUGAAAUAGAUCUCGAGCUCCAGCUGCUACUGAAAUGUUUUUAUAAAGUGAUCAUGUCACGCCUCUCGCCUCUGGCCACUGCAUUUCACUUUAAUAUCAAUAGUUUAAAUACUUUUGCUGAAAGACUCUUUGAUUGCAAUAUACUUGUAUUUAAAUAAA
This is a messenger RNA of Pangasianodon hypophthalmus (striped catfish), 1107 nucleotides long. It is a transcript of the gene pttg1ipb, whose product is annotated as PTTG1 interacting protein b. Gene Ontology annotation, cellular component: nucleus; cytoplasm. NCBI's taxonomy places the organism in Eukaryota, Metazoa, Chordata, Actinopteri, Siluriformes, Pangasiidae. The coding region runs from base 73 to 561 and encodes 162 amino acids. The transcript is spliced from 7 exons. The record is from RefSeq and is a predicted model, not a curated record. Gene Ontology annotation, biological process: protein import into nucleus.